CUGCGGGGCCCGCCCGGCUCAGCAUGCCCGGGGUGAAGCUGACCACCCAGGCCUACUGCAAGAUGCUGCUGCACGGCGCCAAGUACCCGCACUGCGCCGUCAACGGGCUGCUGGUGGCCGAGAAGCAGAAGCCGCGCCGCGAGCACCCGCCGCCGGGCGGCCCGCACACGCUCUUCGUGGACUGCAUCCCGCUCUUCCACGGCACGCUGGCCCUGGCGCCCAUGCUGGAGGUGGCCCUCACCCUGAUUGACUCUUGGUGCAAAGAUAAUAGCUAUGUGAUUGCUGGUUAUUACCAAGCUAAUGAGCGAGUAAAGGAUGCCAGUCCAAACCAGGUAGCAGAAAAGGUGGCAUCCAGGAUUGCCGAGGGCUUCAGCGAGCCCGCGCUCAUCAUGGUGGACAACACCAGGUUCACAAUGGACUGCGUAGCACCAACGAUCCACGUGUACGAGCACCACGAGAACAGAUGGCGGUGCAGAGACCCACACCAUGACUACUGUGAAGACUGGCCAGAGGCGCAGAGGAUCUCGGCAUCACUGCUGGACAGCCGGUCCUACGAGACGCUCGUGGACUUCGAUAACCACCUGGAUGACAUUCGGAAUGACUGGACGAACCCCGAGAUCAAUAAAGCAGUUCUGCACCUGUGCUAGGCUGGCCGCGUGACUGCCCCAGUACCUGCAACCAUGGAGAGGGACGCCUACUUCUGGAGCGAACAGAAUGCCGUAUGUACUCGCGGGUAGCUGACGGCUGGUGGCAUGUGCCGUGCCGGAGGCAGGGCGUCCGGUCUGCGAGUACAGGGCACGGGAGAGGGGCAGGCCACCCAGUCCUGCGGGUCCUCAGCCAUGCGUUGCUCUAAUCUUCCAAAUCAAAGCUGUUUAUGCUUGUCCAAGAUUGUUCCUAUUAAACUGUUUUAAUUAACCUUUUAUAAUCUGGAGAGAAUACUUUUUAAGGCUUAUGAACUAUUAAACAAAAAAAAA
Messenger RNA from Dipodomys ordii (Ord's kangaroo rat), 974 nucleotides. RefSeq names its product ER membrane protein complex subunit 8 (gene Emc8). Gene Ontology annotation, cellular component: EMC complex. NCBI's taxonomy places the organism in Eukaryota, Metazoa, Chordata, Mammalia, Rodentia, Heteromyidae. The transcript has 5 exons. Bases 24 to 647 code for a protein of 207 amino acids. The record is from RefSeq and is a predicted model, not a curated record.